GGUUCACCAAAGUUGUCUUGGAUGGAACGUUAUGCUCUUAUAAAUUAUUUUUGUCUUCAGUGAGCUCUGACAAGCAAGAACAUUUAAGAAAAACGGAACAAUGUCUGAUUGAAGAUUGAUGUGGAACAUAACCAAGCGUUGGACACUCAUUUAAGCAAGCUGAAAAUAGGAACCGCAGCAGUUUUUAGCUGCAUCAGCAUUCUCACCUUUCUCAAGGGCAGGCUCAUGAAAAUGCUUCUAGAUCGUAGAGGGUUGUCGCUUGUGGCAUAUUGUCAUGGUGUCCUGUUUACAUCCAAGUUCCAUUCGUUUUUUUUGUUUUUUUUUAACCAAUGACUGAUAAAGGGAAAAGGAACAAGAAGAGGAGGGAGGAAAGGGAGGACAAUGCUGAUCUAAGCUUGGAGGAUUGUGUUAGUGUGUGUGCAGUCGGCAUGGGGCUAGGUACAAACUAGUAUUUGCUUCACUUCACCUUGGAGGAAAAACACUCAGCUGGAAAUUGCGUCUCACUUCUUUAAACCUGGAAGGCAAAUUUACAGAUAAGUUUGAUGAAAGAUUUGUACUAUAUGAACACAUCAGAUUAUGUUUAUUUUCUUUAGUCAAACAAAAAAUGCAUUUGAGGCUAUUGUAAUUAAUGGGUUAAAUUCAAUGGGGAAAUUGCUUUGCAGUAAAGGAAGUUUUGUGUGCUUUAUGUUAAGCUGUGCUGCUUCCUUUUCCUCUUUCACCCCUUAACUUGAGACUGAAGUGAGGCAUAUGAAACAAGGAAGCAGCACUAAAAGCUCCAAUAAACUGUUUUACACCUCAUGAAUAUUACCAUUUUGGACUAUUCAACGCUGUUAAAGUUGCCUUGUGUGCUGUAAGUAAUAUCUUUUAAAAGAGUUUUACUUCAAGUUUGUAUUUAGUUUACUGUGUGGCAGCAUGCUGCAUUCCUGAGAGACUUCAUCUUGGAAGCUGUGUGUUUGUCCGAUUCAGCAAUGCUGGCUGCCAGCAAGACAGAUAUGGGCAGCAAUUUCACAGUGGUGUAGUGAGGCUGAUUUUGACCGUGAAGUUUUUUAAUUCAAGCGAGCAGCCAAUGGAAAACUUUUUUUUGGAAUCCUGAAAUGGAACAAGCAUUAAACACGUGUGCGCCUUAAAACUAUUUUCUCUCUUGGACUUCCUGAGAUUUCUUCAGUGUAAAAACACCAUUGUAGCACCAGUGCGGAUGAUGAGGGCACAGAGUUUGCUGUUGGCACUGCUGUGCCUGAUGGGAUGUGUGAGUUACUGUGGCACAUUAUCAACCUGCAAACCGCUGAACCUGGAGCUGGUGAAAAGGAAGCGUAUCGAGGCCAUCCGUGGACAGAUCCUCAGCAAACUACAGCUGAUUAAAGAGCCAGAUAAUGAUGAUGAUGAUGAUGACGAUGAUGAAGGAAAAGGAGAUGAGGUACCUGCAGAAGUCCUGUCCGUCUACAAUAGCACUGUGGAGUUGAGUAAGGAGCUGGUGCAGAAGAUGGAACCUGUGGAUACUCCUGAUGCAGAGGAGGAGUACUAUGCCAAGGAGGUUCAUAAGUUUAACAUGACUAACUGUACUGAGAAUAAUAUGGUGAUGCUGUUUAGCGUCACAGAAAUGAAAAACAUUUUGGGUUUAGACCGUAUGGUUUCCCAGGCUGAGCUCCGCCUUCUCAUUAGGAAUCCUUCAAUACCUUUGGCCAGUGAGCAGAGAUUAGAGCUUUAUCAAGGCGUUGGGGAUGAGGCUCGGUAUCUGAAUUCACAUACUAUCACCAAUAAGUUCAAAGACAAAUGGAUUUCCUUCGACGUGACACAGACUGUAAAAAACUGGCUGCUAAGUUCUGAGGGGGAAAAAAAAUUAGAAGUAAAGUUACAUUGUGCUUGUGGGAAGAGUGUAGAAAAGCAGUUCCAAAUUUCAGGCAUACCCUGUGUAAGAGGAGACAAAGCAGUUCUAUAUGCCAAACUGCCAAAGCCACACAUUCUGAUAAUGUCACUACCUGCAGAGCGUGUCCGUCAUCUCAGUUCAAGAAAGAAACGGCAAGCUACAGGAGAUGCAGUUUGUUCUGAACAGUCAGAUGUUUGCUGUGUGAGAAAACUUUAUAUAGACUUCCGUAAGGACCUGGGAUGGAAAUGGAUACAUGAGCCCUCUGGCUACUAUGCGAACUAUUGUAUCGGCUCCUGUAGCUUUGUUUGGAAUGCAGAAAAUAAGUACUCACAGGUGCUGGCACUGUAUAAACAUCACAAUCCUGGAGCGUCAGCCCAGCCUUGCUGUGUGCCGCACGUCCUGGAUCCUUUACCCAUCCUGUACUAUGUGGGGAGGCAACAUAAGGUAGAACAACUGUCGAAUAUGAUAGUCAAGACCUGCAAAUGUAGCUGAAUAAUAUGUGGUCUUCUGAAUAUAUUGAGAAGAUACAAAGAAGAUUAUUAAGAGGAAGGGAGAAGGUUGUGAAUGGACGAACAAAACAUACAACUACUGUCUUUGGACAUUUUGCGUUUCAUUGUUUUUUUUUGUUUUUUUUGUGUGAAAGUUUCACCCCUUAAACUUCCUGGAGGACCAGAAAUCAGUAGGUCCUCACGUGAAUUCCUGUUUCUUGUACCUACUAAUGAUAACAUUUAAUAUAAAAAUAUGCUUUAUGGUCAAUUAUUCAAUAAUAUGAUGGAAUUUAUUGGCAAAUCUCCUUCUAAUAUUCUUCCUGGUACAGAGUUUCACUGUUAAAUGUGGUCUUUUUAUGUAGCCUUAUGCAGUAAGUGUUGGGCUGUAAUGAAAUACAAGUAACAGCGGUACGUAUUUAAGAUAAUGAAAAAAAAUUUUUCACUCCAUCAAAUAGGUUUAUAAGCAUGUGAACACUUUUAUUUGCCCAUGAUGAGUCAGAUUUUAGUGUACUUUAAAAUUUUACCCAGCUUUGGACACACUAAUUAUUAGCUAAUUACAUGCUGAUGCAGAACAUAAUAAAACACUGGAUUUCAGAAAGAAAACAGAAGAAAACUGGAUUUCCAUACCAAGCAAGAAACAGAUGCAACACAGACAUUCUGACAGCUAAUAUCCGAUCACAAACCAAACUCAAGUCUAUUUUACCAUGGCACUAUAACAGAGUGUGAAAUUUACUGUGGGAGGAAAUCACACCCAGCUAGCAUGUUCUUAGGCUUUCUUAGACAAAGUUGUUGCUCAAUGUUUCUUAAACUGGCUCCGAUUAUCUUGUUACAGUGUUAGGCAGCAAGUAAAAAGUCAGUUCUCAAAGUUGAGGUGUUAAGGUGGUGAGAAAAUGGGGCAGUUGUAAGGAUCUGAGCAACUUUGACAAGGGUGAAAUUGUGAUGUCUAGAUGUCUGAACCAGAACAUCUCCAAAACGACAGGUCUUGUGAUUUGAGGUAAACAUUUUCAUCUUUCUGCUGCAGCAGCUCUUGAUUGUAGAUUGUCGUCAGGCAGGAUAACAUUAAUAAUAACAUGUAAAUUACUAAUAGUGAUUCUUUUUCAAUCUAAACCCUAUGCAGUUAAGUGUUGAGCUGAGUAAAAAAAACGGCCAAUAAUAAAGGUUUCUCUCUCUCUCUCUCUCUCUCUCUCUCUCUCUCUCUCUCGCUCUCUCUCUCUUUUAGCUAUAUCUUACAUCAGAAGUUGUCUGUGCAUCAUAGAUAAACUGUGUGGACAUACAUUAGACAUUGUUACUGGUUGUGGAAAUGUAUUUUUGAAUUGUUUAAUUCGAAUAGUUUUCCAUUAAAACAUGAUGUUGGUAGCUACAGAGAAUUAUUAAAAUAGCCCAUUCUGUAAAAGUGGCAAUACUGGCAUUGCCAUUACUUACUGCUCUGUGUGUAGUCUGUCUAGAGUAAGCAUGGGUAUUGUAAUACUUAGCUCAAUGACCUGUUAGUGCCUAGUGCAGUUCCCAUUUUUGACCAGUAGGUGCUAAAAUAACACUAUACAGUAGUUACAAGCUGGGCAGUAACUACUGUGCUCCCCAUAAUUUGCAACAUCUAGACAGGCGACAUAUAUCUGCAAAAUAUAAACAUUUAUUUUUGCCACUAAAUUUUCCAAUAUGGUUUAAAGUGCAUAGGCUGGGAACGGAGCAGAUUUACAUUUGUUAUAUGUAUAUUGUGCAAAUCCCUUUUAUUAUUGGGAACACAUGAUAGUGCAAACUUAAAUACUUUCACAUAUCCUGGUGUUCAUUGAGAUUAAACACAUUGUAAAUACUAGCUUGAUUUGUGCAAAACUAAGAAUGAAUCUUACAUGUGUAGAGGAUUGUUGCUAUAACAGCUUUGUGUUUAGGUUUACUACUGAUAUUACAAUUUGAUUGGACAAAAGGCAUUCCAGGACUGCUAACAUAAAGUACAACAGCACUGAGACAUUUAACUGUGUAUCACUCCACUCACUACACAGGUGUUCCUAUAACAAUCAAUUACACUAACUGUCGGUCACCAGUUCAAAGCUAGUUCCACUAGUUGCAGAAGGAUGUGUUGGUGACGCCAAAUAACUGGUGAAAUAAACAAACAAAUUUAACAAACAAGUGCUACAACAUAUAAGGUAAUGUUUCUAGGUGAUGACCUCAUAAAGCUGGUUAAAAAAAUGCAAAGAAUGUGCAAUGCUUUCAUUCAAGCAAAAGGUGUCCACUAAAAUAUAUAUAUAUAUAAAUAAGAAGAAACCCUUAAAUAAGUGUGUGAGUAUGUGUGUACCAACUUUUUAAUGGUACUGUAUAGUAUCUGCAUCUGAUAAGCAUAUGACUUAAACUAAAAUUACAAAUCGUAAUAGCAUUUUAAAGGUGCCUUUUCAACAGUUUGACAGUAUCUUCUCACAAGGUGAAAUGAUGGUUUGCACCUAUCCAACACCUUAAUCAAUGUCUGACAUUUAUUGUGUAAGAAAGUGUCUAUGUGCAAUGAUUAAGUUAAGAAAUAUAGGUUUUUAUUUUGUCUUUUUUAAUUUGUCUUGUUCUUCAAACAGCUGAUGAGAUGCCUCGAGGGUGACUCCUGCUGAGUUGUAAACCCAUGUCCUCACUAUGAGAUACCAUUUCAUGAAUUAGUAGUUGUGUGAGGCAGCAUUUGUGGCUUUGCUCACACAGUGGUAUUUUAGAUUUUAAGAAAUAUGCUAUACUACAUGUCUAACUUAUCUUGAACUUGCUGUUGAAAGCCGUCUGCUUAGGAACUUGCUCUCAGGCAUUUUUGGUUAAACUAAACCACAUGCAAUGUAAAUACUAUAAAGCAUCAAAAACUCA
Messenger RNA from Clarias gariepinus (North African catfish), 5175 nucleotides. It is a transcript of the gene tgfb1b, whose product is annotated as transforming growth factor, beta 1b. Lineage: Eukaryota; Metazoa; Chordata; Actinopteri; Siluriformes; Clariidae. Bases 1196 to 2356 code for a protein of 386 amino acids. The record is from RefSeq and is a predicted model, not a curated record. Gene Ontology annotation, cellular component: extracellular region. Gene Ontology annotation, molecular function: type II transforming growth factor beta receptor binding; type III transforming growth factor beta receptor binding; cytokine activity. Gene Ontology annotation, biological process: regulation of cell population proliferation; BMP signaling pathway; SMAD protein signal transduction. The transcript is spliced from 7 exons.